CACACGUCGUCAUUUGAGAAAUGAAAUGACAAAAUCUACCGUAGACGUCACCUUGUCCCAAAAUUUUUGUUAGACAAUGACAGUAAAGGGAUUGAUAAAAUGAGUAAGAAGCAGUAUACAGAGAUAUCGACAGUACCCCAAGAUGCGAGACAUCAUAAUUGCAACGCAACAGCUUGGUGUUUUUCGGCCUAUGUUGACCAUAAAAAAUGUAAUCGACUUCUUGGAGAAGGGAACCCUUCAUGUGAACAGUUUGCGAAAGUGUUCAGAGCAAUAUGUCCCAACGAGUGGGUGAAGAGAUGGGAUAACCAGAUCGUUGCAGGAACGUUUCCCGUCGAUCUUCCGCCUGCUGCUAGUGAUUGUAGUCACAUCAAGAAGUAAACCAGUAAAGAUGACUCAAUGAUGUUAGCAUAUUAAUAAAAUUAUUUUUCGCUUUAUGUAUGUUGUCAAAUAUUGUUUUUUAAACGAUAAAACUGAAAAUGUAUUCUCUCAGUCAUUAUGAUAAUAAAACGGUAUAGCCAUA
Acanthoscelides obtectus is the source of this 520-nucleotide messenger RNA. The record is from the annotation of a GenBank genome assembly. Lineage: Eukaryota; Metazoa; Arthropoda; Insecta; Coleoptera; Chrysomelidae.